Messenger RNA from Mizuhopecten yessoensis (Yesso scallop), 745 nucleotides. RefSeq names its product succinate dehydrogenase assembly factor 4, mitochondrial-like. Bases 60 to 419 code for a protein of 119 amino acids. Gene Ontology annotation, cellular component: mitochondrion. Gene Ontology annotation, biological process: mitochondrial respiratory chain complex II assembly. The record is from RefSeq and is a predicted model, not a curated record. NCBI's taxonomy places the organism in Eukaryota, Metazoa, Mollusca, Bivalvia, Pectinida, Pectinidae. The transcript has 2 exons.
GUACCGUAUCCGUAUCUCCGUCUCCUUUUGUCGUCUUUUAGAUUACUCUCAUAAACAAAAUGGCGACAACUGUUGUUCGUGGUAUCGGCUCUGGAUGGAAACUUUCAGGAAGGGUGCUAAAUGUUUUAAAGGGAAGAGAGCUGUUGAUGCCCUUUGCUUCUUAUAAUAAUGUGUCAAUGAGAUUAUAUUCGGAUGAAAAAAAAUCACAUCGCAAGAAGGGGAAGACACCUGCAGGCAAAUUUGAUGACAAAUGGGAAACUGAGGUCGAGGAAACUGUUUCACCAUAUGUAGAACAGGAACCACUAGAGCGCUUCCCUGAUAAUACAAAUCCAACGACUGGGGAGAUUGGUGGACCAAGGGGACCAGAACCCACUCGUUAUGGUGACUGGGAAAGGAAGGGACGAUGUUCAGACUUUUGAUAAAAGAAUGUAUCAAAAAACAUGCAUUUAGACAGAAAGAGGUGCAGAAGUGAUACAUUGUAUGACAGUGAAGUAUGCGGUGAUUUUGAAGGAAUGACAAUAUAUAGAAAGAAUUAUCUUCAGAAGUGAUUUAUGAAGAAAUUGUAUCACUUUUUAUAUAUACAAAAAAAGAAAGUAGAGCCAUUGAGUAGUAAUUUAUACACAAAAAUUGUAGACUUAAUGUUGUACAAUGUAUUACAUAGUUGUUCUUUGUAUAUAUUUAUUUUGCACUGUGUGCAAAAACUAUUUUUCUUUAUUGUUAGAUAUAAUUAAAUAUUUUGGUUAAA